UAAGAGGGAAACAAAAAUAAUAAUAAUAAUAAUAAUAAAAGUAGAAAAUAAACCUUGCGUUGGGUGAUUGUUAAGGGGUCAAUUCUCUGUCCAUAAAUGUCCAUCGGCUAAAGCAGCACACUUCCUUUUUUUGCAACUCAAAACUGUUACUCUAAUUAAACUAUCUUCAUCAAAAGAAGGAGAAGAGUUGAAUUCAGGAACUUCUCCUCCUUUGUCUUCCUAAUUCAUUUCCUUGGUUUCCUUACCAGCCUUCAACCACGGAGUUUCCUAAUCAAGAACCGGAAAGCUCUUCCCAGAAAAAAAUGGGAAGAGGUAAAAUUGAGAUUAAGCGGAUCGAGAACACCACUAAUCGACAAGUCACCUUCUGCAAGCGCCGCAAUGGAUUGCUCAAAAAGGCCUAUGAACUGUCUGUGCUUUGUGAUGCUGAGGUUGCUCUCAUAGUCUUCUCCAGCCGUGGCCGUCUCUAUGAAUAUGCUAACAACAGUGUCAGAACAACAAUUGACAGAUACAAGAAAGCAUCUGCAGAUGCAUCAAACCCAGGAUCUGUUGCUGAAGCUAACACUCAGUUUUACCAACAAGAAGCCUCCAAACUCCGGCGACAAAUUCGCGAUGUCCAGAACAUGAACAGGCAUAUCCUUGGUGAGGCUCUUAGCACUUUGACUUUUAAGGAGCUCAAGAACCUGGAGGGAAGACUAGAGAAAGGAAUUAGUAGAAUCAGAUCCAAAAAGAACGAAUUACUAUUUGCAGAAAUCGAGUUCAUGCAAAAGAGGGAAGUUGAGCUGCAGAAUGAUAACAUGUACCUGCGAGCAAAGAUAGCUGAAAAUGAAAGAGCGCAACAACAGCAGCAACAACAAUCGAACCUGAUACAAGGGUCUGUCUUCCAGACUGUGACUUCACAACCCUAUAAUCGGAACUUUCUCCCCGUAAACCUCCUGGAACCCAGUAAUGAUUACUCCAGCCAAGACCAAACUGCUCUCCAACUUGUAUAAGGUUCUCUCUUCCAUCUACAAUUAAAUUUGACACACAAGUAGGCGGCCACGUUCUACCGACUUUAUCUCUGCUUAAGCAUAUAAGCUUGGACGUAUGUAUAGUUUAUAAAUAGUUGAAAACUAGUUGUUAUCAUGAAACUAAGGAACUUCGGUUAUCAUCAGUACUGGACUCCCUUUUUAACUGUGUUAUUGCGGAAAGGAUUAUUCUUGUAUUAUGCUCCCAGACACUAGAUAACAUGGCUGAUUUUUCAUCCCUUA
Molecule: messenger RNA, 1247 nt
Organism: Theobroma umbraticum
Lineage: Eukaryota; Viridiplantae; Streptophyta; Magnoliopsida; Malvales; Malvaceae
Source: RefSeq, a predicted model, not a curated record